GACAGGAGAGGUAAACGAACGAGACAGACGCCUUAAGAUGGAGAGCGAAAGCAAAAAGCAUUUGAAAUGGAAGCUGUGUCUGUGUGUGUGUGUGUGUAUGUUUGUGCAGGUAUUGGGGUGUGUUUUAUGACCCUUUGGAUGUUGGAUUGUACUUUCCAGAGUGAACUUUGUCCGAAUUCAUUAAUUUUUAUGUCUUAGUCCAGAGGGUCAUUUCCAAGAAUUCAGAACUGAAAGUUGCUUUUGGCCGGGUGGAAGUUACACAUCAUCAGAGCAUCGAAACGCUGCCAUUUGGGGACUGUUUUGGUAAAGUUUGUCUUUGUGUUAGUUCUACUUUCACUUGCGCACCGUUAGUUGCCUUCAGACAGGAUCUCCUCGGGAUUUCUUCAAAACUCCCAGCUUUUCUGCCACUCAGGAAUUUCCUCGCUGUCAAAACUGCAUAAAUAUGACCAACAAAACAUCCUGGACAGGAGAGGUAAACGAACGAGACAGAAGCCUUAAGAUGGAGAGAGAAAGCAAAAAGCAUUUGAAGUGGAAGCUGUGUGUUUGUGUGUUUGUGCAGAUAUUGGGGUGUGCUUUAUGACCCUUUGGGUGCUGGAUUGUACUUUCCAGAGUGAAGUUUGUCCCAAUUCCUUAAUCUUUAUGUCUUAUGUAUCUCGGAGACAGGAUGUCAGAUGUUGGUGGUUGCGUUUGAGAGUUUAGAAGGUAUAUGUUAUCCAUCUGUUUUCCUGCAAUUAUCAAGUUUUGCAGGAUGACUUUAUGCACAUUAAUUGGUUGCAAGAAAGAGAAACGUUGACGGCAGGUUUAAUUGGCGGAGGUGGAUUGAGAUGGAAACUGAUCAAGGAGAGGAGCAACCUCAAAUUAAGAGAGACAUUUCUUGACUGUGAGAACAAUGAAUCGCUGGAACGGCUUCCUCCAGAGGAUACACAUGCUCCAUCCCUGGGGGAUUUUGAGAACAGGUUGGAUAGCUACUUGUCUGAAAUUGUAUUGGGUCUCCUGCUCAAGCAGAGGGUUGGACUAGAAGACCUCCAAGGUCCCUUCCAACUCUUGUUGUUCUGUUGUCCUUCUGAUUCUACGGUGGACCUGAAUCCUGGGGACUUGAUUGAGAUCUUCCGGACGGGAUACCAACACUGGGCAGUCUACGUGGGUUUGGGCAACGUUGUCCAUCUGGCUCCACCAAGCGAAUGUGCAGGAGCGGGAGCUGCCAGCUGCAAGUCGCUCUUGGCCGACAGAGCAUUGGUGAAGAAGGAGCCGCUGUUGGACGUGGUGGGGGGCGAUCGCUACUGCGUGAGCAACAAGCAUGACAACAAAUAUAGUGUCCGCACCCCAGAUCAGAUUGUCUGUCUCGCAAACGACCUGGAGGGCAAAACCAUGGAAUAUAAAGUCACCAGCCAGAAUUGUGAGCAUUUCUCCAACUUCCUGCGCUACGAUGUGCCCCAGAGUGAUCAAGUCUUGAAUGCGGUCAGGAUAGCAAUUGCAGCAGUUUUGACUUUUGCGGCUGUCCUAAUAAGGGUCUCAUGAGGAUGAAGUAAAGAGAAGUUUACCCUGGCUUCAACAAGCAGUCUCCAAGAAUUCACUUUCUCCAAUAUGUAGUUUGCCUUCUCUCUCUCUCUCUCUUUCUCUGUCUCUCUGUCUCUCUCUCUGUCUCUCUCUGUCUCUC
This is a messenger RNA of Thamnophis elegans (Western terrestrial garter snake), 1657 nucleotides long. Its product is annotated as phospholipase A and acyltransferase 3-like. Lineage: Eukaryota; Metazoa; Chordata; Lepidosauria; Squamata; Natricidae. Gene Ontology annotation, cellular component: cytoplasm. The record is from RefSeq and is a predicted model, not a curated record. Gene Ontology annotation, biological process: N-acylphosphatidylethanolamine metabolic process. The transcript has 4 exons. Bases 757 to 1518 code for a protein of 253 amino acids. Gene Ontology annotation, molecular function: A2-type glycerophospholipase activity; glycerophospholipid phospholipase A1 activity.